AUGGAAAACAGCGACAUCACUGCAAUAUUCAAAAAUGUAGCAUCGACUAUAGAAAAGCAAAUGAAAUCAGACGCUGUUAAUAAGAUUUUGAAAGAUAAAUCAAAGAAGUAUGAUUUGAUUAUUGUUGAGGCGUACAUGGAAGCCUUAUUGGGAUUGACUCAUGUUUUCAAAGCACCAGUGAUUCAAUUCAGUACAGUUGGUGUUACUACUGCUAUAUACAAGAUGUAUGGCGCUGCCGCUCACCCGUUGAUUUAUCCAUCAAUAAUACAUGAAACUUUAAAUAACCGUACAUUGUGGGAGAAGAUAAAAGCACUUGUCAUUGAAUAUACAUUUUCUAUAGAUACUGACAUUGAUGAUCAUGUUAAUGAAGUAUUAAGGAACGUAUUUGGUCCAGAAGUCCCGAAAUUGGAUGAACUAAGAAAUAAUGUGGAUAUGAUGUUCUUGAAUGUGCAUCCCAUGUGGGAUUCAAAUCGACCAGUGCCUCCUAAUGUGGUUCAUCUUGGUGGUAUGCAUCAGAAACCAGCAAAGGAUCUACCUAAGGAAAGGAUAAAAAUCCUAGUAAACGUCUUCUCGAAAUUGCCAUACGAUAUUCUGUGGAAGUGGAAUCAUGGAGAUGUCCCUGGACGUACUAAAAAUAUAAGGAUUUCAAAAUGGCUGCCACAAUCUGAUCUUUUGAGACACCCGAAGAUCAAAUUGUUUGUAACCCAAUGUGGUCUCCAGUCCACUGAUGAAGCCAUCACAGCAGGGGUUCCUCUCGUUGGAAUGCCGAUGUUUGGGGACCAAAAGUACAACGCAGCGCAAUAUCUCCACCAUGGCAUUGGUGUUAUAGUUGACAUUGAAACUGUCACUGAAGAGAAACUUAGUAACGCAAUUACCAUGAUACUACAAGAUGACAGUUACCGCAGAAAUAUCGUUCGUCUACGUACCCUCAUGCAAGAUCAACCCCAGACUCCACUAGAGCGCGCGGUGUGGUGGACAGAGUACGUCAUCCGACACUCCGGCGCACGCCACUUGCGCGCGGCCGGAGCAUAUCCUUCUUUUGUUGAAUAUUAUGAACUAUACUUAUGUGUUUAUGGAUUGGCAGCAUUAUUGGCUGUAGUAGCUGGACUUGUGUGUUCAGUGAGAUGUUGUAGAAAGGUUUGGAAAAGUAAAGAGAAGACGAAUUGA
Ostrinia nubilalis (European corn borer) is the source of this 1167-nucleotide messenger RNA. RefSeq names its product UDP-glucuronosyltransferase 2B20-like. The transcript has 4 exons. The record is from RefSeq and is a predicted model, not a curated record. Lineage: Eukaryota; Metazoa; Arthropoda; Insecta; Lepidoptera; Crambidae. Gene Ontology annotation, molecular function: UDP-glycosyltransferase activity. Bases 1 to 1167 code for a protein of 388 amino acids.